AUGAAAACGAACCGGGAACAGAAAGCGUCGGAGGACGCCGAACAAAAACCCGCUACAUCAGCCGCCAGACAGAUCGAGGAGGGGAGCUUCUCCGAAUCCGACGACGCAUCCACGACCCGAGCCAUGGGGGUCAGGUGGAUUUCCUACCGGCGGAAGGACGAACUCCAAGCUAUCCUCAAGGAGUUCGGUUUGAACACCCAGGGCCAGGUGGACGAACUGCGACCCAGGCUUGCAUCGUUCAUCGGAGGGUCCAACCACAGUCCGGCGCUCCGGGAACGCUUUGCCGCAUUGGAGGCCAUCUACCCAGAGGCUCCCACAUCAAAGGUAGUGACCAACCGGUCCACCUCACCGAUGCCCGGCGCAGGGGACACCCUUCUCUCCGUGCCACCUCCAGAACACCGUCACACGAGCCCAGGACGUGGAGUCCAAGGCUCCCACCCCGCUGCCCAAUCGCCAUCCCAGCACAUGUCCGCAGCCGCAUUCGCCGAGAAGCUUCGGGGAUGGGGCGUCCAUUUCGAUGGACAAGCCGACCCCCUGCACUUCAUGGAACGAGUCGAGGAAGGCGCUACGUCAUACAGCGUACGGAACAGCGACAUCCCACGAGCCAUCGCCGGAUUACUGUCGGGCCGCGCCGAAGGCUGGUACCGAGCCUACCAGAUGCACGCCGUGCCCUGGGAAACUUUCAAGCGGGAGUUCUUGGAAUUUUUUCUACCUCCACGGUACUACCAGCGCCUGGAGGAUGCGAUCAGGACCCGACACCAACAAGGCGGCGAGCCUUUCAAGUUCUAUGUGGUAGAACUACGCCUGAUGAUGCAGCGGGCAAAUUACUCGUUCGAACAGGAGCUCGAAAGGAUUUACGAGAAUCUGCUACCGGAGUAUCACCUCUUCAUAAGGCGUCACGAAUUCUCCUCGCUGGAAGGGUUGACACAACUAGCCACCGCUUUCGAAAUUGCUCGGGACCGAGACCCAGUCCGACAAGCAGCACUAGUUCCACCCGCCAGUGGAAACUACACUACGAGGAGCAGCCCUCCGCCCGGCCCUCGCCGACGAGAGCCCAUACGACCAGCGGCGACGCCUUUCGGCACAUCGAAUCCAGCGAUUACAAACCGGAUGAUUUCCCAGGAGGCCGAAGCACCUGUCGACGUGACCCGAGCCUGUAGUCGCUGCGCUGAGGUGGGACACUUCGUUCGGGAAUGCCAGAAUCCGCCAGUCCUAUACUGCUGGGACUGCGGGAAACGUGGUACUCGCACCAUUGACUGCUGCCGGCAGUCGGGAAACAACCGGGGUCCUCGCACACAGGGAGCAGGCGGCGACCCACUCAGCGCUCCCCCAUCAUUAAAUCCACCGCUCCGCUUGACGGGAGGCCGGAUCGUCGCCACGGUUACCAUCGAGGGGCAACUCUUCGCGGCAACCAUCGACACGGGGGCCUCCAGAAGCUUUGUCAGCGAAGCGCUGGCCAACCGGCUCGAUUCGGGUCGAAACAUCAAAGAGGCUCGCACCCAAAUAUCCCUGGCGGACGGAUCCCCGAAGGAAGUCACCAAGGCCCUGCACGCACAAGUGCGCCUGGACCAACAACAUGUCCGCAUGACCCUCCUGGUCCUGCCAACGAUCUUGGACGAGGUGAUCCUCGGGAUCGACUUUCUCUGUGGCAUCCGGGCAACCCUAAUCUGCGGCCAGGUGUGCCUCCAACUAGCUCCGCCCACCACACGAAGAGCCGAACCAGGCCCAGCCACCCGAGCGGCGCCAACAGCGGCGGUCGCCCACCUUUCGGACCCACCGACUCCUACCCGGCGGACAACAAGGACCAACAAGGAGGCCACAACGGGUCCCAUACCCGCCCCAAGGCAGCGCAUCACCGCGGGACGGAACCCAGCUCCAGUUCCAUCGGAACGCUCGCCACCACCGGUUCCUCCCGCCACUACCACGGGAAUCACGAAGGCCGAUGUCACCGUCAAGGAAGGCAGGUACAGCCUCCAGCCACUACCGGAUGCCGCCGUGGCCAAGAAAAGGAGCCCUUUUCGGAGGUAUCUCGCGGGUCAGGACCGUUUAGCCAGUACAACAACAGGAACGUCCCCCGACGACCCGGAUACGCCACGUUCUUCCCCGGGAAGCCCGAUAAGAAUCGGGAAGUACCAGCUACUCGCCCAGCCGGAUACAAAGGACGCUCAGAGGCGCAAUCCGUUCCGGAGGCAUUGCCCUCACGGACACCUGGCCACAGUCGCGGAAUCCCCGCCGGGAUCGCUAGUGUCUGAGGAACCUCUCGACGCAGUAACCCUCCGGUUCCUUCAAGAGGAGCUUAGGUAUUUCGACCAGCUGCAAGGAACGACGGAUAUAGCCGAGCACACCAUCACCCUUCGGGGAGAUAAACCGCUGAAACAGCGGUAUUAUCCCAAGAACCCGGCCAUGCAGCGUAUCAUCAACGAGCAGGUGGACGAACUGCUGCAGGAUGGACGAAUCGAACCCUCUCGAAGUCCGCACAGCGCACCGUUGGUGCUAGUCCGAAAGAAGACGGGGGACAUGCGGAUGUGCGUUGACUAUCGUCAACUCAACGCACACUCCAUACCCGACGCGUACCCGCUUCCACGCAUCAACCAUAUCCUGGAACGCCUACGGAAUGCCCGGUUCAUCUCCACGUUGGACCUUAAAAACGGGUAUUGGCAGAUUCCCAUGGCAGAAGGCAGUCGAGAAUGCACCGCAUUCACUGUCCCCGGACGUGGACUCUUCCACUGGAAGGUCAUGCCGUUUGGGCUCCACUCCGCCCCAGCGACUUUCCAACGAGCUCUGGACAGCGUCAUCGGCCCCGAUAUGGAACCCCACGCCUUCGCCUAUUUAGACGACAUCAUCGUCAUCGGGGCAACGUGGGAGGACCAUGCGCGCAAUCUGAGGGAAGUCUUCCGGCGCCUUCGAGAAGCGAAUCUACGCUUAAAUCGGGGUAAGUGCAAGUUCUUCCAAAGAAAACUAGUGUAUUUGGGUCACCUGAUCAGCGGGGAAGGCAUCAGGACAGACCCCGACAAAAUAGCGGCCAUCCAGGGGCUACAUCCCCCGACUAAUGUCAAGGAACUUCGCCGCCAACUCGGAAUCGCAUCCUGGUACAGACGUUUUGUCCCAGACUUUGCCUCACUCGUACAACCAAUGUCACGACUCCUGAGGAAGGGAGUAAAAUGGACCUGGGAAGAACCCCAACAGCAGGCGUUUGAUUCGCUUAAGGCUCGACUGACGUCCGCUCCUGUAUUGGCCUGCCCAAACUUCGAGUAUAAGUUCCAACUUCAGACGGACGCCAGCGACAAAGGACUCGGCGCGGUCCUCACCCAGAAUAUUGAGGGCGACGAACGGGUAAUCGCCUACGUGAGCCGUCGACUCGAGCGGGCGGAGGAAAAUUACUCGGCCACUGAAAAGGAGUGCCUCGCCAUUGUGUGGGCCACCCGAAAGCUACGUUGCUACCUGGAGGGUUACAAGUUCGACGUUAUCACGGAUCACCUGGCCCUUAAAUGGUUGAACUCCAUUAACAACCCCACGGGACGUAUAGCACGGUGGGCACUGGAGCUCCAGCAGUACCAGUUCGACGUACUCUACCGGAAGGGCAAAUACAACGUGAUCGCCGACGCCCUCUCCCGGCAACCACUUGGAAGACUCCAGUUACUCGCAGAACUUAAGUGCCACUGCAAAUGGGUACGAAAGAUGCAGGAGCAGGUCCAAAGACACCCCGAGAAGUUUCCGGAUUACUCCCUGGAUAAUGGACAGCUCUAUAAACGCAUAGGGCAUCCCGCAGGCAUCAGAGUAGGCAACCCCUGGAAGCUGUGCGUGCCGCGAGAACAGCGUCAACGCGUGCUGGGAGAAUGCCACGACCACCCCGCCGCCGGACACCUAGGCAUCCGGAAGACGCUCAGGAGGAUCGCCCAGCGUUACUUCUGGCCUGGACUUCAUCGGGACGUGGUACGCUACGUUACUAGCUGUCUGACCUGCCAACAAUACAAGGUUAGUCAGUAUAAACCAGCCGGCAAGAUGCUCACUCGCCGACCUACAGAGCCGUUCGCGCUCGUCGGAGCCGACUUCGUUGGACCCCUUCCCCGGACCCGGCGAGGAAACACCAUGCUCUUGGUUUUCAUAGAUGUAUUCUCCAAGUGGGUAGAGCUCAUCCCAUUGAGGAAAGCCACCUCCGCCCAACUGGAGUUCGGAUUCCGAGAAAGGAUCCUCUCUCGCUUUGGAGCCCCCAGAAGGUUGAUUUGCGACAAUGGCACGCAGUUCACCAGCCGAAGCUUCCGGGUGUUCUGCAGGAACAACGGCAUUCAACUGGAAUACACCGCGCCGUACUCUCCCCAGCAAAAUCCGACGGAACGCGCCAACCGCACUAUCAAGACCAUGAUAGCACAAUAUGUGAACCAGGAUCACCGGUCGUGGGACCAGCUACUGCCCGAGAUCUCCCUCGCCAUCAACACUAGCAUCUCAGAUAGCACGGGGUUUAGUCCGGCUUACCUAGUACAGGGUCGGGAGCCUAGGUUGCCAGGUGCCCUCUUCGAUGCGGUCGCACCCGACUUACAGGCCUCGCCAUUGGAUCCAACGGAACGAGCCAGAAGGCUUCAAGAAGCGUUCCGCACCGCCCUAGAAACCAACCAGAUAGCUUCUCAGGAACAAAGUCGACACUACAACCUGAGGCGACGUGAGUGGCGACCCCAACUAGGCUCACAGGUGCUAGUCCGCCUUCACCAUCUGUCCAAAGCCAGCGAGGGCUUUAACGCAAAACUUGCGCCAAAGUACGCGGGCCCGUUUAAGGUGGUGAAAUUUCUAUCAUCAAACGUCGUGCGGCUACAACAGAUAGACGGCCGGAAAAGGCGUACAGCUGGCAUAGGCGAUCUAAAAGAGUAUCAUCAGCGAGAAGAACAACUAGACGACUCUUCAGAAAGCCCCAGAAGGAGCGAUUCGCACCACGCACCUGAUGACGUGCUCGUUACACCACUGCAAGGGUAAACAUAAGUGGCGUACUCGCCAGCAAGUUAUUUUAAGCGGGAAAAUUGUAUCGAAUAGGCUAAUUAAAGACAGUUGAUCUUCGCACUCAGAAAAAAGACAACAGCGUGCAACAAAUGGAUCCCUAUCAUGUGGAGGGAGAGUACAGACCCGUCGACCACCGAGGAGGCUCUACGGCCAGCAAUAGCGGAGAGUCCCAAGGCGGCGACUCGGUGUUAUCCACCCACAGCCCGACUCCACCCCCGUUCAGCCCAUGGCAGGG
This is a messenger RNA of Drosophila rhopaloa, 5224 nucleotides long. RefSeq lists its product as uncharacterized. Lineage: Eukaryota; Metazoa; Arthropoda; Insecta; Diptera; Drosophilidae. Gene Ontology annotation, molecular function: zinc ion binding; nucleic acid binding; aspartic-type endopeptidase activity. The record is from RefSeq and is a predicted model, not a curated record. Gene Ontology annotation, biological process: proteolysis; DNA integration. Bases 1 to 4965 code for a protein of 1654 amino acids. The transcript has 2 exons.